AGCCACAUGCAUUGAUAACGCACCGUGUCUACUUUUCUGAUUGUUAACACAAGGGACAAAGACAAAUACAAGAUCGUUUCGACACUGGAAUCAAAAAGAAAUUUCGUAUCACGAGACUAAACAAUGAUGAAGGUUUCUUUGAUCGCCUUGAUCGCGCUAUUGGGAAACGUCUCGGCUGCAUCGGCGUCGGAUACUGACGAUGAGAAAAGGAGGUUGAAUAAGUAUUAUCCAGUACACUCACCGACGUAUCACUACCAMAAUUAUGUCACGCCUUAUCCGACGCAUCGACCCCCCACGCCGUAUCCAACUGGCAGACGUCCCACACCAAGGCCAACUCCCCGCCCUACGCCCCACCACAAUCCAUAUCCCAAGCCACAGAAUCCAUAUCCCAAGCCACAGAACCCCUAUUCGGACAACGCAGAUCCAUAUGGUAAAUUUACUCCUUUCCCUACCUAUCGGCCGACGUCUCGCCCAACUCCCCACCCAACGAGGAAUCCUACACAGCAACCCACAUUUAGUCCAACGCGAAACCCUACCGAUCGCCCUACGAUGGAACCAACUCCAAAUCCAACUCAGCCACCGACUGAUGCCCCCACUCGGACGCCCACUCCGCCCCCAACCGGAGCACCCACUCAAACACCCCCACCCAGCCGCAAACCAACUCCGGCACCGUCUCCGGCACCAACUCGAGAGCCAUCUGCGGAGCCAACUGGAUACCCCUCUGCUGAGCCCACCAACGCGCCUAGCGGUGAGCCCUCCUCUAACCCCACCGUUUCUGCUGAACCCUCCAGUUUGGAACCUACACAGAGCGAGGCACCAUCCGACAAUCCAACUGCAUCUGAAGAACCAUCUGACAACCCAACUCAAUCAGAAGAGCCAUCUGACAACCCAACCCAAUCAGAAGAACCUUCUGAGUUCCCAACUCAGUCCGAGGAGCCUUCUGCGGACCCCACUGGUAGUGAAAGACCAACCUUUAUUGUGACCGAGACUUCUUCGAACUUCAUUCCUAAUCCAACUCUUUGUAAGUCCCGAAUGACACUGCUCCAGAGCUUAACUUUUUCAAACAAGCGAAGCCCGAAGUUCUUGUUUUCGUCAUCAUUGCAAUACUGAUCCUUGGUUUCUUCUAUCUUUUCUUCUUUUAUACUAUACCAACAAAAUUACCAGACGAUGUCAUCUGCGCUAGAGCGAAUCGGCAAGUCCUGGGAGUUCUGUGCCAACUUAUCAACCUGUUCCCGGAUGUUGUUGAAGCUCUCGGAGGACCACCGGCGCCGCUAGUCUUCCCUGUAAUCGUUCUGGCAGAAAUUCGCAUCCAGAUAAGAUCCAUCCUGCCUGUGMUGCCGGUAGUUGUUGUACCCGGUGGCAGAAAGCUUGAAGAGCCAGGCCAAAAAAGUCUCGUCACGGCGGCGCUCGAGCACGAGAACCAACGCCAGGCAAAURUCAACGUUGGAAGUGCUCUGCAGGAAGUUGGUCUCAACCGAGGUGCUCCAAUUCUUCAAAUCGAUCGGACGGUUUUCGGUCCUACCAACUUUGCCUUUGCCCGUUUGGCAGAAGACGAUAGCUUCGGUACCGAUGGACUUUUCUUUUUCCUCUUGUCGGAGGAGAACUUGGCCAUCUUGAAAGACCUUCUUCUCUUCCACGUUUUCAACAAACAAGUCCCCUUCAACCAGCUGGAAUGCGAUAAGUUUCUCAAGAUGGCAAACGGUGAAACAACCCAGACAAUUUGCCGAGAUGGCUUCAAAUUUCAGGUUGGUCCCGAAAACGAUUCAGGGGACGAACCGAGGAUCGUGGUUGCCAACCAGUUUGCGUACAAUGGUGUCAUUCACGUCGUCGACGAAGUUAUUCUUCCAUUGAACGGCACAACUGUUCCUUCACAGACUCCCACCAUGGCUACUACCUUUUUCCCCACCACUACCUUUUUCCCCACCACCUUUGAACCAACAACAACAAGCCCUACAGGCCCCACCGAUGUGCCUAGCGUUGCGCCCAGCGCCGCGCCCAGCGGUAGUCCUACCGUUCUUACAUCCGGGGAAGCAUCCGAAUCCAGUAGCCUCACGUCAAGUGAAAUAGUAAACGCUAAGGAAGCUCCAGAAGAAGCUCAAGAAGCAGCUCCAGAAGUAGCUCCAGGAUCGACCCCAAGACCAACUAAAGCAUCGGCGAAACAAUCGAGGAAACAAGCAAGGAAAGAAUCGACGAAAGAUUCAACUCCAGAUUCGCAAUAAGUCGAACGACGCAGUUUGGGGUCACGAAAGGAAGCUCGCUUCCGAUGGYAGGGUGAUAUGUAUGAGCAGACGCAAACACAACCCAUAAGAAAGAGCAUGGCUGGCUGAAAGAAAUUGCAAGUAUCAUGACGAACGACUAGCUCACCACAMGCAAAAUUUUCUGAUCACAAGUAGCGCCUCUUGUUUGUUGCUUUCCGAAUCGAUAUCGUACUACUUCAAUAUUGAAUGGACAGCAUGCUAUAUGCUCAGAAAGUACACAAGUGUGAUGCCACAACUACACUACUGCUACUACCACACC
This is a messenger RNA of Pseudo-nitzschia multistriata, 2517 nucleotides long. The record is from the annotation of a GenBank genome assembly. Lineage: Eukaryota; Bacillariophyta; Bacillariophyceae; Bacillariales; Bacillariaceae.